Cherax quadricarinatus is the source of this 1796-nucleotide messenger RNA. RefSeq names its product MICOS complex subunit Mic10. Lineage: Eukaryota; Metazoa; Arthropoda; Malacostraca; Decapoda; Parastacidae. The record is from RefSeq and is a predicted model, not a curated record. Gene Ontology annotation, cellular component: mitochondrial inner membrane; mitochondrion; MICOS complex.
GGCAGGGGUGCCCCGUCCCUCACUGGCUGACAAUGGCGGCCUCCAAGUCUGAAGAUAUUCUUGGGCAGAAAUGGGACCGCUGUGUUGCUGAUACCCUUAUUAAAAUUGGUGGAGGCCUUACUCUAGGAGUUGUAUUUUCUGCUAUUGUCUUUAAAAGGCGACCCUGGCCUCUCAUCUUUGGUCUAGGAUUUGGCACAGGUAUGGGGUAUGCCAAUUGUCAACAUGAUUUCAACGAACCAUUCCUAGUAAAAGCAGAAAAUGUUAUUGUGAAGCCCAAAUCUACCACUCUUGAGGCUCCUGCUACAGAAGCCCAGUAGUUUAAUAAUGUAAUAAAUUUGUAUAUUAUCGCUUAAGUCACUUUUGUAUAUUGAGGAAGCCUAUUUAAUGUCCUCUGAUUGGAGCUCAUGUACAGUACUGUAUAUGCAUUUAUUGAGUUAUGUACUUACUACAAACUUCAUGUUAUUUCAAUAAUGGCUUAUACCGAUGCAUUAUGUAAAACUUAUCUUUUGUAAAUAACAUCAAUGAUAUUUAGGCUUUUAUUUCCCUAAUGUGAAGUCUGAAAUUUAUAGACACACUUGUACGUAUCGCUCAUAUCUCUUUUCAUUACAUUAAAUGUGCAGUUCAUGUGGUUUCUUAUUCCUUCAUUUCUUUGUUCUUAUUCUUGACUUCUUGCUGCAUGACAUUGCUUCAGGCUGAAAGAGCAAGUCUGUAUACCUGCUUUUCUUAAAAAUAAAAAAAAAAAGUUAUGCAAAAUGCUUUUAAGCAAAGGUGGAGUAAUACCUGGAUAGUGUGUUAAUGUUGUCUGAUUCUUUUUGACUAGAAUAAAUGCUUUUAGACUUCUGAAAAUGAUCUUUGCAGAGAGACUUGGUCCCUCUUUCCCUAAAUUGCUAGAGGUUAUAUGGCUCUAAAUUCCAUGAAUGAUACAUAAUUGUCUGUAAUUGUUUUUCAUAUUUGGGUUCAUUUUGUCUAUAAAUACAAGAAUUUUAACUGAUUUUGCGGAAAGUUUCAUGCAUUAUACAGUGCUAUAAGAUGAUCGUGACUACAAAAUGUUAUUCCCAUUAAGUAAUAUAUUUUUGAAAUUUUGUUUUUAAAAUUAUUUUGUAUCAUAACUUGUGUGCAUUUUGGUAGAAAACAACUACAGCUCAACCUCUAUUAUCAAGGUGUGACACAAAACAUAUGGCGAGUAAGGAUUAAACCGAGUUCAGUCCCCACCCAUGGUAUGGUUUGUUUGCAAUUGUGUCAUUACGAUUUUGUGUGUCGAAUAAGAAUUCUUAUGCUAACAGUGUGUAUGUUGUAAUAAUCUUGGUAGAAUUAAUGACAAUGUGAUGGGUAAAAGGACACAAGUGCAACUAAUGUGACAUUUUAUUGUGGCAACAUUUCGCUCUCCAGGAGCUUUAUCAACGGUUUAACAAAGCUCCGGGAGAGCAAAAUAUUGCCACAAUAAAAUGUCACAUUAGUUGCACCUGUGUCCUUUUACCUAACAGUGUGCAUGUUCAGUUUUGAUGUAAAAUUAAAAUGCUUAAUUUUUGUUAAAUAAUACUAAAAAAAAUACUAACCAAAGUUAGGCUGACCAUGGAAAAUAUUAGGCUAUACUGUAUAUUAUUAUAUGUGAAUUUUUACAAGGUUAUGCUCCUAAGGCUUAGUACAAAAAUUAGAAAUUUAUGUACAAUAUUUAUUCAUUCUCCAUGGGGAAGUGGAACAGAAAUCUUCAUGCGUGUCACAAGAGGCAACUAAAAUGCUGGGAGCAAGGGGCUAGUAACCCCUCCUGAAUAAAUUACUAAAUUUAAAAAGAAAAA